AUGACUUAUAAGGAGGGGCUUAUGUCACCACCAAUGGAGACAAAAGUAAGUGUUGGAUUCAAGAGUUACGCCCGAGAAAGCGAGGGUCGCGAUAGGCUGCUGAAUCUUCUACUAUUACAUGGACAAUCGUGUGGAUCGAUGGGCUUACCGGUCUUGAUCGUUAUAAAGGAUGAUGCUAUGACAUUGAGCACUGUUGAUGGAGAAGAAAAUCAAUAUAUUGCUUAUGUAGCUUACCCCUUAGACCUUUUUGAAGAAGGUUUUGUUACUAAUAUUUUUACUUCCAUUGUGGCUAAUGUAUUUGGGUUCAAAGCCCUACGCGCUCUACGUUUGGAGGUUUUGUGA
Molecule: messenger RNA, 342 nt
Organism: Dovyalis caffra
Lineage: Eukaryota; Viridiplantae; Streptophyta; Magnoliopsida; Malpighiales; Salicaceae
Source: the annotation of a GenBank genome assembly